CCUCUCCAUCCCAUCCAUACAUUGCCUUCACACAUUUCCAUUACCUCCCUUCCCCGACGACGACGAGACCAGCAGCAGCUCCUCGUCAUGCCCAGGUCACCAUCGCCUCCUAGGCGAGAGCGAGAUCGCGAGCGUGAGCGUGAGCGUUCCUCCCGGCACGACAGCGAUCGGCGCGACCAUCACGCUUCCUCCUCCUCGCACAGACGCCAUCGGGAUGACGACUACGAUGAAUCAAGGUCAAGGCGUGACAGAGACAGAGGAGAGGAGAGCAGUAGCAGCAGGAGACAUAGAGAUGACCGUGACCGAGACGGCCAUCGAUCCAGCACGAGGGACAGGGAGAGGGAUGAUGAUAGAAAUCGCCAUCGCAGACGGAGGAGUUACGAUUCCGAAGAGGAUGAGAGGAGACGCAAGAAGAAGGAGAAGAAAUCUCGCCAUCGCGAUGAGACUUCCCAGGAGCGACGUGAACGCAAAGCAGCCAAGAAGGCGCUUUCUGGCCUAGACGCAGACGAUCUGGCAGCUCAAAGAGCCAACGCCGCUGAAGCGCUUAUGUACUCAGCUGAAGACAAUCCCUUCAACGACGCCAAUAUCGGACAGCAAUUCAAGUGGGGCAAAAAGGAGGAGAAGGAGAAGAAGAUGGGCAUGACGCCUGCUGAAGCUAGGAAGCGAGAUGAGGAGAGGAGAAGAGAUGCCCUGGAGGAGAUCUCCCGCCUUAAUGCCUCGCGGGCUCAACGAGAGAAAGAGCAGGCCGAGCGAGAGGAAGAAGAGUCGAAGAUGGCCCGACUGGCCGAGUCGGCGGCCAUGUCGGAAUGGGUCGCAAAGGAGGACGAGUUCCAUCUGGAACAGUCCCGCCGCCGAGCAGCCAUCCGUAUCAGGGAGAAUCGAGCCAAGCCCAUCGACCUGCUGGCCAUGAACCUUCGCUGGGCUGAUGGAGAGCGGAUGAGCGCCAAAAGAACUGACGAGGAUGAAGAUGAUGACGAAGCUGGGCUGGAGAUCGACCUGGAGGAGCCAUACGAAAUCUUCGACGCUCUCACCCUGGAAGACACCGAAGAGCUUCAUCAAGACAUUCAGAUGUACCUCACGCUCGAGACGAAUGAGCAGAAUCUCGACUUUUGGAGGUCGAUGAUUAUCGUGUGCGACGACAAGCUGGCAGAUCUGCGUCAAGGUCAGGUUGAUCCAGCCGACCCAUCUAUGCGCUCUAGGCUAGACCCCUCGGUCAAGGGAGAGAUGAACAAGAUGCUCCAAGACAAGACUUAUGCGCAGCUUAUGGCCCUGCAAGACCAAGUGAGAGACAAGCUGCAAUCGGGUGAGGCCAUUGAUGUCGAGUACUGGGAACAGCUGCUCAAGACUAUUGUCGUCUGGCGAGCAAAGCUGAAGCUGCGCGAUUUGCACGAAGUUGUCCUGGAGAAUCGUCUAGAGUACCUGCGAAGGAAGCAACGAGACGAAGCCAGCAAGCAACAAGAGGAGCUCGUUGCUCAGCUCGGCGAUGAAGGUCUGGUGGUCGAUGACGACGAGUACGAUAGCCAAGGCAAUGCCGCCAUGGAGGGCAAGGACGAUCAGGCGGCCCUCUUCGAAGACGAAGAGGCCUGGGACGAAGAAGUCAUGGAUCCCACGCCCGUCGACGAGUCCCGCCUCACCUAUGAUGAACGUCAUUUGCCGGUACAGACCUGGGAGAGCUUUCGUACCGAGCUGGUCACCGCUCGUCGCAAGAUUCUCGGUGCUGCCUUUGUCCCACGAAGUCGUGCCGACUCUUCCCAAGUGCCAGACGGUGUCGAUGCUGCCGAAGCUCUCUUCGCACAAGAAGCAGCAAAGGGAGUCGACGUUUCAGAAGAAGCCUUCAAUGGUCCCGCCAACGAAGCCUCUAUUGCUCCUCCCACCGGCGGCAGCUACGAUUGGGAAGACAAGUAUCGCCCUCGCAAGCCUCGUUACUUCAAUCGAGUCCACACGGGCUUCGAGUGGAACAAGUACAACCAGACGCACUAUGACUCUGAUAACCCUCCACCAAAAGUUGUACAGGGAUACAAGUUCAACAUCUUCUACCCGGACCUUAUUGAUAAGUCCAAGGCGCCUACGUACAAGAUUGUCAAGGAGCCAGGCAAUGAUGAGACGGUCGUCAUUCGCUUCGAGGCGGGAGCGCCAUAUGAGGAUUUGGCGUUUAGAAUUGUGAAUAAGCCGUGGCAGUAUAGCCACAAGAGAGGCUUCAGGAGCAGCUUCGAAAGGGGAAUCUUGCAGCUCUACUUCAAUUUCCAGCGGAACUUCUACCGGAAGUGAGGAGUAUGUCGGCUUUGCUUAUCAUGAGAAUUCUCUGCCUUUGGAUCCCUCACACGGCGCCCACAUUGUGCUUCCGCCUUGGUUCGAUCCUGUAUCCUUCAUCACCACGUCUGACAUGUCCAGGAAUUCACAGUGUCCUGAUAUCAAAGAGAUGAAUGGGUAUAAAUCGACCAGCGCACAGCAAAGUAGCAGUAGAGAGUACAAGCAGGGCUUCCUUCCUUCCGGUAAUGAGGUCAGAACACCUCCAUCUGAUCUCUCCCCUGCUCCCCUAG
Molecule: messenger RNA, 2540 nt
Organism: Microstroma glucosiphilum
Lineage: Eukaryota; Fungi; Basidiomycota; Exobasidiomycetes; Microstromatales; Microstromataceae
Exons: 3
Coding region: 88-2268 (726 amino acids)
Biological process (GO): mRNA cis splicing, via spliceosome
Cellular component (GO): spliceosomal complex; cytoplasm
Molecular function (GO): protein binding
Source: RefSeq, a predicted model, not a curated record